CUCGUACGCACCCCGUUCUCUUUUCCUUGAUUUCGCCCUUGCCCAUGCCCUUGCCCUAGCUUCGGUUGUCAACAUGCAUUGGCUCGUGUGUUCCUGCAUGGACUGCAGCACUACUGUACUGCGUAGGUAGUGCAGCGCAGUACAGACAGUACAUACGAUGGCACAAUAUGGUUCAGUAUGGGUAGGUAGGGAGUGGAAGUUGUUGAACACAAGAUGAUGUAUUGCAAUGAAUGGUUGGAUGAAGGUUGAGAGAGUCAGUGGAAGAGUUAACAAUUGACAAUCAUAAUCAUCAUCAUCGAUUGUGGUUGUCGAUGUCGUUGUCAUCGUCUCUCCAACCGAAUCCGGCCUUGCUGCUCCUUGGUGGUUCCUUCCUUCCCUUCCCUUCUCUGUACCUGCAGCCACGAGGUCUCACAGACGCAACCUCCCCCCUACCUCUUCUCUCUCCUCAUCCUCCUUCACUCCUACACUGUCACUGUCACUGUCUUGUAUUACCGUAUCUUUUUUUCUUCAUUGUCUUCAUUGCUUCAUUGCCCUCAUGUCCUAAUCCUCUCCCAUCUCAGGUCUCAACCACCGUCACCUGCAUCCUUCGACGACACCUCGGCCAAACUCAACCCUCUCCACCCGCCCCGUAUACCUCCCGCGACCACACACUACACCACCGCCCGUCCUCGCCGUCUAUCGCUCUAAAUAAUUCCACAUAACUCUACAUGGUCUUGAAGGAGGAGAUACUGUCUCACUUGGUCUGCUAUGAGUCUGGAUCAGCAUAUAUAUGGGUAGGAUAAUUUCGUCUCUUCUCUUUCCAUGAGUUUGGGUGGUGAACAGGGGACGGGAGCUAGGUAUCUCUCCACCUACAAGUACUUGUACCUGUGGGUCAAC
Aaosphaeria arxii CBS 175.79 is the source of this 876-nucleotide messenger RNA. RefSeq lists its product as uncharacterized. The transcript has a single exon. Lineage: Eukaryota; Fungi; Ascomycota; Dothideomycetes; Pleosporales. The coding region runs from base 312 to 701 and encodes 129 amino acids. The record is from RefSeq and is a predicted model, not a curated record.